Messenger RNA from Botrytis cinerea B05.10, 2516 nucleotides. RefSeq lists its product as hypothetical. Bases 512 to 1351 code for a protein of 279 amino acids. The transcript is spliced from 4 exons. Gene Ontology annotation, biological process: transmembrane transport. The record is from RefSeq and is a predicted model, not a curated record. Gene Ontology annotation, molecular function: transmembrane transporter activity. Gene Ontology annotation, cellular component: membrane. NCBI's taxonomy places the organism in Eukaryota, Fungi, Ascomycota, Leotiomycetes, Helotiales, Sclerotiniaceae.
GAGCAUCUCAAAAAUCACAGUUCUCUUCCUACGCUUUUGUCCACAAAGGGCAUUCUCUACUCCAUGUGUUUGUUCUUCACAAUGACCAUCGAGGAGCGUUGAUUAUGCGACUCUAUGAAGUUUCAUUAGUCAUCCACAUAAAGUGUCUAUAUCGUCCGCUCUAAAGACUCAAUGGAUACUAAAGACACAGGGGAAUUACUCGCAGCUUACAGGGUCACAUCAAAUGAUGGAAGAUCUGCCUACAUACUAAUCCACGACGUUUAAGUCAUGUUUCCCUUUUUCUACAGUGAUGCGCACAUGCACUCUGUUGCGUUGCAUGUCGCUAUGUUGUAUAACUUAUUUUGAAUCUUAUUUGAAUGUGAUUGGUUGGUUGAGGUCAUAUAUGUUCACUCGGUGUGCCCCCACGGUGUUACUUCAUGCCAUAUCAGAAACCUACUAAUACCCCAUCAAAACUCUAUGAUAGCAGAGUUUCAUUCUAUAGCUCAAAUUUGAUCUUGAACCAUUGAACAAUAUGUCAACUACCCUUCACAGGAUAAGUUCAGGCGUCCUUGCUGGACUACAAUAUUACGAUGAGGAAGAAAGAAUCUCAGAAGGACACAAUAGAAUGAGUUCUAGAGUGCCUGAUGGAAUUCAAAUUUAUGAGGAAGAGAAGAUGUCCGAGUCCCAUUGUGGUGAUUCUAUAGCUGCUACAGGAUUUGAUGAUGCUGCUACGAAAGAGCUGAUCCGGAAGCUUGAUCUACGUCUCAUACCAAUUCUUGCUACUAUAUAUCUAGUUUGUUUUCUCGAUCGUGCCAAUGUUGGUAAUGCACGACUUGAAGGACUGGAAAAAGACCUUCACAUGACUGGCCUCGACUACAACAUCGCAUUGUCUGUAUUUUUCCCCUUUUACAUCGCAGUCGGUGUUCCUAGCAAUAUGAUGAUGAAAAAAGUUCGUCCGAAUAUAUGGUUGACGGGAAUGGUAUUAUUUUGGUCAAUUAUUAUGGUGUGUACCGGCUUGGUGCACGACUUUGCGGGCUUUCUAGUUGCUAGAUGCUUUCUGGGGAUCGCAGAAGGUGGCUUGUAUCCAGGUGUAGUUUAUUACAUAACCAUGUGGUAUCCUCGGAAUGAAUGUGGUUUUCGCAUAGCAUUGUUCUUUUCUAUGGCGACAGCAGCUGGAGCAUUUGGUGGGUUAUUUGCCCGUGGGAUUUCCGAUAUGUCUGGAGUAGGUGGUAGAAAUGGAUGGUCAUGGAUAUUUAUAAUCGAAGGUCUUCUCACCUUUUGUGUUGGAUGUAUAUCAUACUGGGUCAUUGGGGAUUAUCCAAAUAAGUAUACGACAAGUUUCCAUAUCAUUUUUCAUAUAUACUGUAUGUGAAACUUACGUGAACUUAGUGCAAAAUUCCUCUCGGAAACGGAACGGAAAGAGGUCAUGAGACGACUUGCGAUUGAUCGAGACCUUCUUUCUGAUGAAUGGAAUUCGAAAUACGUCUGGCAAGCAUUAAAAGACUGGAAAAUAUAUGUCAACAUGGUGUUGGCUUUUUGCUUGUCCACGACUGUGUAUUCAUUGUCUUUGUUCUUACCCACAAUUGUGAAAGAAAUGGGAUACACCAAUAAUGCUGCACAACUCAUGAGCGUUCCGCCUUACGUUGUCGCAUGUUUUUUCACGAUCUCUGCCAGCUUUGUUGCUGAUAAAAUGAAACAGAGGGGAUAUUUUAUUCUAGGAUAUUUGGCUUUGGGAAUAACUGGAUCUGCACUACUUAUCUCCAGUGAUAAAACACCUGUUCAAUACACGGGCGCCUUUCUUGCAGCGCUUGGCGCUUUUCCAACUAUUCCCCUUCUCUCCACUUGGGUAGGCAAUAAUUUAAGUGGGAGUCUGAAGAGAGGAGUGGGUUUCGGUAUGGUCGUUGGCUUCGGAAAUUUCGGGGGUAUCGUAGCCGCUUUCAUCUAUCGCUCCGCGGAUGGCCCUAGAUUCAUCGAAGGACAUUCAAUAUUCCUAAGUCUAUUAUGUUUUGCAUUUGUCUUGACAGCUCUCAUGAUGACCUAUUACAAGAUGGAGAACAAUCGUAGGGAUGCUAGAGAUGCGGAACGAGGUCUAACUGCGGAUACCUAUACCCUGGAAAUGAAGCUUCAACAGAAAGAUGAGGGAGAUAAUGCAACGUUUUGGAGAUACACCAUAUGAUUUGAGAAACGAGCUAGAUCAUAAAGUCGUUGGAGAGUUAGGAAUCCUGACGGUAUCUGUAUGAUAUCAAAAGUAUCUUAGCUUGUCUUACUUUAAGGUGCUACAUCUCGCUCCUCUCGGCGAAUACAAAUAUGAACGAAUCUAGGUGAAAUUUGUCGAUCUAGCUGAGUAUUAAAGAUGAUCUAAGCCAACUUAGCCAAGCAUGCUAAGCGUCUAUAAGUUUUAAGUCUGAUCAUAAUUAAAUGACACAUUUGCGCUUAUUCUUCUUCGACGUCUUCGAUAGGAUUACGGCUGCCAGUACUUCACUUCAUCGUCUCUGUUCAGAUAUCCUUACCACAAUCGAACACUAAAUCGUGUCUUA